Molecule: messenger RNA, 2749 nt
Organism: Mercenaria mercenaria
Lineage: Eukaryota; Metazoa; Mollusca; Bivalvia; Venerida; Veneridae
Exons: 9
Coding region: 32-2119 (695 amino acids)
Biological process (GO): spliceosomal snRNP assembly
Cellular component (GO): Cajal body
Molecular function (GO): U1 snRNA binding; U2 snRNA binding
Source: RefSeq, a predicted model, not a curated record
AAAUAGCUACUUGUGACGAAAGCAAACAAAAAUGGCAGCCCCCACGUACACGGCAAGAAUUGGAUUGGCCUUUGACAAACCAGAUUUAGAAAACUCUUGGUUUCUCGUUGAUUUUUCAAAGCAUGAUAAAAUUGAAGAUGUAAUAAUUGAAAUUAAGAAUCAGUAUUUUAAGUGUGUGACAGAUUGUGACAAGGCAGUUACAUUGAGAAUAAACAAUUUUCUGCUUCCACCAAAUGGAAGUUCAGAACUCUUCAGAGAAAACGAUGUUGUAUCAGUCAGAUUAGAGACCAAGUCAGAGAACAGAGAGACAUUGGCUGGCAAGUGGGUGCAUUCCUGUAUAGAUGACAGUUCUAGACAAAUCAGUUCUAGUCAUUCUCUGGCAGAAGACCUUGAAGAUCAUAAAAGAAAAAGGAAACAUUCAGAAACAGUCUGUGAACAUGGUGAAGUGAAAUAUAAGUCCUUAAAGCACAAAAAGAGAAAACACAGGGACAGGCAUCUGUCAGAGGAGGUACUGGAACACUUGCAGUUUGAUAGUAACAGUAGUCAAUACACCAGAACAAAACAGAAAUCAAAAGGACAUGUUAAAAACUCUAAAAGUCAACACAAAGUUGAGUGCAUGGUUGAAACAUCUCACAGUGAAUCCAGCACAGGAGCCGAUAUAAAACAUCUACCAACUAGUGACAAUGGGGAACUUGAAAUAUCCAAAUCCAGAGAAAAGUCUGCAAUAGUGAACUCAGAACAAGUUCUGCGAACAGAUAGAAAUGAUUCAGCUGUGGUAGGAAGUGAAUACAAACAAGAUGUAGCAGUUAGCAAUUUCACCAGAGAUACAGCAGAUACAGAAACAGAAGAAUCACUGGUAAAUAUUUCUCAGAGUGACGUUUCCUCUCUUGGUUCUACUGAGAAAAAGAAGCGAAAUCGACGUAGAAAAAGACGACAUAGGUCGUUGUCAAAUACACUGACAGGAGAUGCCACAGACAAAGCUGUGGAUUCUGGUAGUCUAGGUUUAAAUGACAGUCAUCCAAUCUAUAAGGGCAGAGAAGUUGAUGGAAAUGAGAGAGGCCUGUAUGGCUCACUUCCUGAUAAACUUGAAUCUCCUAAGUAUUAUCGGCAUGGAUACCGCAACUCCAAAACCUACUCGGUGGAACCUAAUCAGCAUGUAAAGUUUGGGUCAGAUUCUGACCCAGAAGAGGUAGAGGAAAGCACACAGCAGUAUAAUUUCUUGUGUAAGUCAAGGAAGACUCCAAAAACAGUCAUUAAUAGUGGAACAGAGUUCAGUGAAACUGAAGAUGGUGCUCAAGAUAAAAUAGAGAAAACUGAAACUGCUGUCAGAGAAGAAACAAAGAUUGAUGAAUCAGUAUAUGCUCAGAAUGAUUCUCAGUUUUUGCAAAAUGGAACUUGUGAAGACUUGCAACAAAAUGAGCAACCAUCACAAAAUGAUAGUUUUACAGCAGUACCCUUUAAUUAUGCAGAUUCAUCCGAAGAGAGAAGCAAUGACAAUACCACAAACAGUAGUUUUGCUAAAGAAACAUCACCUGUGACAUUAGAAAGAAAGACAUUAUCAAAUGGAGUAUCAGUGUUUGUACGACAGAGAGCGAGUCCUGGUUCCCGGUUUAGAGGGUUGUCUAAACAGGAACAGUUGGAUACCAAGGUCACAAAUGUCUCUACUAUAUUUGUUACUACACAAGAGCCAGAAUUUAAAGUGCCAUCAAGUCCAGCUCCGAGACAAAAAUUAUCACCUAAACCCUGCCUUCCAGAAGUGAAGGAUUCUCUGACAGGUACAAACAACCUACAGGGAGUAGAACUGUCUAGUUGUAAACCACUAGUAGGAACACCUAAAGCUGGGGACACUAUCGCUUACAAGGUUCUUGAAAUAUCUGCAAACUGCACACCAGAAGUAUCGGAUUUCAGGAUUGCCAAAGUUCUCAGUAUAGAUGAUAAUCAGAUGUUGGAGCUGAAAAAUGUAUUUAAACCAGAUAACUCAGACAAACAAGUAACAAAGUUUCAUGUUGAGAUAGAGGAUGACAAUGAGAUUCUGACAAAUACAGAGAGCCUUGCAGAUAUUGUAACACUACAUCUGAGUUCUCUGCUGGAGCCAAGAAUUGUUGCCAGUGGUCAAUGAUUACGUAACAGAAUGUAUUUCAGCAAAAUGCUCUAUGAAAGAGAAUUCAUUCAGAAUGUAUAGUGGACAAGAAUUGUUGCCAGUGGUCAGUAAUUGCGAACCAGAACAUAUUUCAGCAAAAUAUUCUAUGAAAGAGCUUUAAUUUAAAAUGUAUUGUUGACAAGAAUUGUCAGUAAUGAAUGACUGUGUAAUAUCAGGCAGGGUCAUCAUGAGAUUUUCCUCAAACACAAUAUUUUAAUACAUGUUUUUGUGUUUUGUGUACAUUAGUUUUUGGUCAAAAUUUAUUCAACUUUUGAAUUUCCAUAGCCAAACUGUUAUGGAAGAAUCACUAGCUAGAAGCUGGUUUAAGUUUUGUGUGGCUCAAAUUUAUUCUGAUAAGGAGCCAUCCAUUUUCCGUAUCAUUUCUAGGUGUACCUAAAACAAUAUGCCAGGUGGCAAUUAAGAUACACGUCUUCACUGAAACUGGAAAUAUGAACUUUGCUAUCAGAGUUUCCUAUGUGUUGUUAGUUAUUAUAUUCUUUUCUUGUUGACUGUACAUAUCUAAACUGAAUAUGGUGACAAUAGAUAUAUAUAGAAUGUGAUUGUUAAACUGCAAGGAAGUUUAGUGAUACAUAAAGUCAAUAAAAUGUC